UCUUACCCACUGACCGACCUAUACGCUAUUAUUAAUAAAUCCACACGUCAGUCAACACAGACAAGAAUCCAGAGGGUAAAGAAAAAAAUGGGAAUAGUGAUAAUCGACGGAUCGACGGUGCGGUCGUUCGUAGCGGACGAGGAUCAGUUCAAGAAGAGCACGGACGAGAGAUUCGGGGCGCUGGAUCUGAACCACGACGGAGUUCUGUCGCGGUCGGAGCUGCGGAAGGCAUUCGAGUCGAUGAGGCUGCUGGAAUCGCACUUCGGAGUGGAUGUCGUGACGCCGCCGGAGGAGCUGACGAGGCUCUACGACUCCAUAUUCGAGAAAUUCGACACGGAUCAGAGCGGGUCGGUGGAUCUGGAGGAGUUCCGGUCGGAGAUGAAGAAGAUCAUGUUGGCGAUAGCGGAUGGUUUGGGGUCGUGUCCGAUCACGAUGGCGCUAGAGGAGGACGAUGAUGGGAAUAAUUUCCUGAGGAAGGCGGCCGAUCUGGAAGCUUCCAAGCUCCAGAAAGCUUCGGAGUGAGACUGUGAUUUCUGUGUGAUGUAACGUUGCUUUUGGUUUGGUAGUGAAAUAAAAGGAUUAACGCAGGUGAUGGAUUACUGAGUUUGUGGAAUGGAAUUCAGGUGGAGAUUAUAUAAUUUUGUGCUUUGGAUCGAGAGAUUCGAUUGUUGUUGUGAUGAAGAAACGCUUUUAUAUUGGAAGGUAAGUGCAAUAAAUUUGGAAGA
Messenger RNA from Tarenaya hassleriana, 725 nucleotides. RefSeq lists its product as uncharacterized. The record is from RefSeq and is a predicted model, not a curated record. The coding region runs from base 88 to 522 and encodes 144 amino acids. The transcript has a single exon. NCBI's taxonomy places the organism in Eukaryota, Viridiplantae, Streptophyta, Magnoliopsida, Brassicales, Cleomaceae. Gene Ontology annotation, molecular function: calcium ion binding.